Molecule: messenger RNA, 3117 nt
Organism: Cotesia congregata
Lineage: Eukaryota; Metazoa; Arthropoda; Insecta; Hymenoptera; Braconidae
Source: the annotation of a GenBank genome assembly
AUGAUUGAAUCACCAGGAUGGAGCACGGAGAGAGACAAGGAGAUCCACAAAGCCGCAGGGAAUGUCCAGCUGCGUAAGUACAACAAAUUAUUCAACCGGCUGAGCGAGGAAUGGUUUGAAAGCUCAUCAUCACUGAGCUACAUGCUAGAAGGUCCGAUCCGUCUGGUCUGUCACGGGAAUGAAGAGGACACUCUGUUGUCUUUAGUAGAAAUGGAGAACAAGAACCUGUCAAAAUUAUUGGCGACUGUCGCAGCGACGUGCCGCGAGAUUCGCCUGCUGAAGCAGGAGUCUCAGGAAUUUUUUAAGAAAUUAUUUAAUCAUGGUGAGAAAAGCGACUCAGACAUCGAGACAAAUAAUUUUAAUGCUCUGCUAGCUGAUUUCCAGGAGCUGUCUUUGUAUAUUAACAGAGUGAUGACUGUGGUGAGUCUGACAGUUCAGCACCUGGGGAGUUUGACGUCUAGUACCAAUGAAAUUUACCUACCAGCGCUGAUAGAGCACUUGGUGGACUGCUUCGUGGUCCUGGUGACCCUGGAUGAGAUCGUGGACUCCUUGCCGAUGAUUGUCGAACAGUGGAAGAAGUACCGGGUGCAAGUGAGGUCAGUGAUGCAUAAUCCUGGGAAGUUUGCAGUGUCUGAGGCGAAGCUGCUGACGUUUGACAGGCUGCUGAAGGACUUGCAUAAUCAGCUGUUGACUAAAAGUUUGUCUUGGAUCCGUCUGAACGUGGGCCUAGUAGUAUCCGUAAAACUCUUCGGUGUAGCAGACAAGAAGCUUUUAAAAAAGCUCUGCGACGUGAACAAGAAGCUCUACGCCGUAACAUUGGUCGGCAACAUAGUCUGGCUGCCCAGCAAGUUCCUCAGCGAGAACAUCCCAGCCGAGACCAGUCCAGUGAACAACACCGUCGGGGAGCGAGUUCUAAACAACAGGAUGCAAAAGCUCUCCGUAACUUGCGGAGGAUUGAUAAACAAGUCAAUGACCUGGUGCGUAGAAGCCAAGAACUUGCUCUGCGGCGUUGAGUUCCAGAUCUCGGACAUCAAGAAGCAGUACUUGCUGAUCAAGGAAGCAGUUACUUUAAUGUCCCAGAUCAACGAGCAGGUGUCCUUUAUUACAAAUGUCCACGCUUCGCUGGCGAAACCGAUGAACAGGAGCACAGUCCAGCUGAUCUGCCGGAUGAUCGAGGUCCAGCGAACCCUAGAGACUACAGUCUACACUUUGGGACCAAUGGUAGUCCAAGCUCAGAGUAGAGGUCUUCAAUAUCUAAGCUACGAGAUCCUCGUCAUCUUAGAGAACGCUCGCAAAGGCUUGGUCCAGAAAGACCAGGGUUAUAGGAGAGAAAAGCUAGACGCACUUUCUUUGACCUGCUUGAGCAUGAAGCUGAUCAAUGGACCUGGUUCAGCAGACAGAAGGUUGAUCGUCCGCUGCGCUUUGAGCUGCGUCAGGCAGCUUGCAGAUGCUUUUAAAGAUGAAGAAGUCAUUAAGCUGAAGCAGAAGCUGGAUGACUAUGACAUCAUCGCUGAUUUGCACGCUAAUAUUGCAGAAGCUUGUGAUUAUUCAGUGCUGCUGCAUCACCAGUCGAUGAUUCCUGCCUACUUGAUGCUUGUAACAGAAAGCACCCAAGACAUCAGCCACCUAGUUCACCUUCUGACCGCCUUCAACAGCGCCGUGAUCCGUCAAGAACCUUCUGAGUUCACCAACCUCCGGGUCAAAGAGCUCAAGGAAGCCGUGGUGAAGCACAUCUUGGAGCCUGCGUGCCGAGAAAUCGAAACCAGCCUCAGAUUGCACGUCCAUGCUCAUCUCAAAUUAGAUUCCACAAACCCCUUCAAAGUGGGGGCCAAAGACGCCAGUCGGGUGGUCAGAGCUCUACCCUUACCGAUUGGAGGUUCCCUAAUCAGCGCCAAGCGGUUCGUGGAACACUACCUAGACGAUAUAUUUUAUAACCUCACCACCGUGGCGCUUCAUGACUGGAAGACCUACAAAACAAUGCACGCAUUAGCUAAAUACAAAUUAGGGUUAGAUUCGGUUCAGAACCAUUUACCGACUCAGACCCUGGAACAGGGGCUAGAUGCCUUGGAAAUCAUGCGGAACAUUCAUGUCUUUGUUUCUAAGUACCUUUAUAACCUCAAUACCCAAACCUUCGUCGAGCACACUAGCGCCAACAAGCACCUCAAUACAAUCGGGAUCCGCCAUACUGCAAAUUCAAUCAGAACUCAUGGAACGGGAAUUAUGAGCACUACUGUAAACUUUGUUUAUCAGUUCCUGAGGGUUAAGCUUCAUACGUUCUCGCAGUUCCUGUUCGACGAACACAUUAAGUCAAGGUUAUUGAAGGACAUAAGGUUCAUAAGGAACCAACGGGAACGAGAACAGACACCGUAUACUUACGAACGCGCUGAAAAGUUCCAGAAAGGAAUCAGGAAGCUGGGAAUGUCCAACGAUUUGAGUUACUUGGAUCAUUUCCGACUGUUGAUAACGCAGAUCGGGAACGCGUUAGGUUAUGUUAGGUUAAUAAGGUCCGGAGGGCUCCACGCAUGCGCCAAUGCGGUUUCUUUUCUUCCUGAUAUCAACACUCCGGGGUUCCAAGCUUGUUCCGGGAACUUGAAGUACUCUGAGACUACCCAAGCCGCUGCUAAGCGGCUGGACGACGACCUCGGAAAUUUAGUUCGGAACUUCACCGAGGGGAGUCAGUACUUCAAACUUCUGGUAGAUGUCUUUGCCUCUGCGUUUAGGGACACUAAGAGCCAUCAUCUUCAGCAGUUCUAUGCGAUUGUUCCACCGUUGACUUUAAGUUUUGUCGAUAAUGCAGUUGCGAACAAGGAGAAGAUUUUUAAGAAGAACAAAGAUGGCGCUGCGUUCACUGAUGAUGGCUUCGCGAUGGGGAUUGCGUAUGUUAACGCGCUGUUGGAUCAGAGCGCGGAACUUGAUGGACUCCAGUGGUUUGAGACUGUAAAUGCGCAUUUGAACAGGGAGAAAACUCUAGCGGAGAAGAUUGAAGGGGAUGAUGAGAAACUUAUGCAGACUAGGGCGCUCACCCUUAAGAGGUUGAAGGAGAGAAGUUCGGAGUUCCAGUUGUUGUAUUAUAGCCUUUCGGGAGCUAGGGUCUUUUUUAAGCAAACGGAUUAUUAG